Molecule: messenger RNA, 2095 nt
Organism: Fragaria vesca subsp. vesca
Lineage: Eukaryota; Viridiplantae; Streptophyta; Magnoliopsida; Rosales; Rosaceae
Exons: 2
Coding region: 110-1780 (556 amino acids)
Source: RefSeq, a predicted model, not a curated record
CUUUCCAAAGAUUACAUCGAUCCAUCAUUAGUUAAUUCCUUCCUUUCUAGUCAGGAUAUAUAUCAUAUCCAACUUAAUCUUUCCUAAUUACGAGAAACAGUGAUCAACAAUGGGAAAUUGCCUUUCCCUCUCAUCUUCAACGAAGGCGACUCCGAUCGAAACCACAUUCAAGCUUCCCUCUCCAUUACCCGCUUGGCCAUCUGGUGGUGGAUUCGCAAAUGGAAUCAUAAAUCUAGGAGGAUUACAGGUAUGCCAAAUUUCAUCUUUCAACAAAGUAUGGGCAACUCAUGAGGGAGGACCAGACAACAUAGGGGCAACCUUCUUCGAGCCUUCACCCCUACCCCAAGGAUUCUAUAUGCUCGGCUGCUACAGCCAACCCAACAACAAACCCCUCUUCGGAUGGGCCCUUGCUGCCAAAGCCGAAGACGAUCAACCUUCCUCUCCAUCCCCAGCUCUACAGCAACCAGUUGAUUACACACGGGUAUGGAGCAGCGAGUCUGUGAAGAUGAAGAAAGAUGGUGAUGGAUACGUAUGGUUACCCACUGCCCCGGAGGGCUAUGCUGCCAUGGGGCAUGUUGUCACUAGCUCGCCUGAGAAGCCACCUCUUGAUAAAAUCAGGUGCGUUCGAACCGACCUAACUGAUCAAUGUCAAGCUGACUCAUGGAUUUGGGGACCUCCUGGUGCAGCCAGUGAUGGGUUCAAUGUGUAUAGCCUCACACCCAUCGAUAGGGGCAUCCAAGCAAGGGGUGUCCCCGUCGGCACAUUCCUAGCCCGAAACGGAAAAGCAUCUCCGAAUGACAAUAAUAUAGCUUGUUUGAAGAACACUAACACCCAACCAAAUACUUAUAUGCCAAACCAAAGCCAAAUUGAUGCAUUACUUCAGGCUUACGCUCCAUUCAUAUACUUCCACCCAGAUGAAGUUUACCUCCCUUCGUCUGUGGGUUGGUUUUUCACCAAUGGAGCACUUCUGUAUAACAAGGAUCAAGAACAAAAUCCCGUUCCGAUCGAACCCACCGGCGCUAACCUUCCACAAGGUGGCUCAAAUGAUGGUGCCUAUUGGUUGGACCUACCAGUCGAUCAAGGCGGCAAAGAUAGAGUGAAGAAGGGUGAUCUCCCUGACGCCGAGGCCAACCUACACAUAAAACCCAUGUUAGGCUCAACAUUCACUGACAUAGCUAUUUGGAUCUUCUACCCCUUCAAUGGUCCUGCAAGGGCCAAAGUCCAGUUCUUCAAUGUUUCAUUGGGGAAGAUAGGUGAACAUGUUGGUGACUGGGAGCAUGUCACAUUAAGAGUCAGCAAUUUCACUGGCCAACUCUGGAGUGUCUACUUCUCCCAACACAGUAAGGGAAUAUGGGUGGACUCUUCUGCGCUUGAAUUUCAAGAUGGUAACAAACCGGUGACUUAUGCAUCUUUGCAUGGACAUGCCUUCUAUCCCAAGGCAGGGCUUGUUUUGCAAGGGAGUGGAGGCAUAGGAAUAAGGAAUGAUACUGCAAAGAGUAAAAUGGUAAUGGACUCUGGACUAAGGCCAUCAAUAAUGGCAGCCGAGUAUCUGGGCAAGGCUAUCAUUGAACCACCAUGGCUCAACUACUGCAGGAAAUGGGGCCCGAAACUUAGUUAUCAGAUUGCGGAUGAAAUAAAAAAGGUGGAGAAGCUCUUGCCUGGACCGCUCAAGAGUGCUUUUGACAAGUUUAUCAGAAGUAUACCUGAUGAAGUAUUGGGAGAAGAAGGGCCUACGGGUCCCAAGAUAAAGAAUAACUGGAAUGGAGAUGAAGUUGUUUGAACGUUUAGAAGUUAAUGUGGUAGAUGGAAUGGAUACUUUAACUAUUAAAGAGAUCGAAAUUCUUGGUAUAUAUACAAUGUUAAAAGUAUAUCCAACAUAUGUAAAAUAAACAAUAAAUAUAGGAUUUUUUUUACUAUCAAAAAAAGAAUAAAUAUAGGAUGCAAUGUUCAUGAACAUGUAGAACAAGUGAGGAAUUGUAAUUCAGAGCAGUGUGUAAAAGUCAUUCUAAUUUCUGAAUGAUAGAAACAGUAUCAUUUCGUUGACAUAUUCGAUUAAAAUUAAUGAAAAAUCUCAAGGAAUCAAGAUUCAGGAACC